Gossypium raimondii (Peruvian cotton) is the source of this 2079-nucleotide messenger RNA. RefSeq lists its product as uncharacterized. The record is from RefSeq and is a predicted model, not a curated record. Bases 38 to 1744 code for a protein of 568 amino acids. The transcript has 8 exons. NCBI's taxonomy places the organism in Eukaryota, Viridiplantae, Streptophyta, Magnoliopsida, Malvales, Malvaceae.
AGAAGAAGAAGAGAAACAAGCUUAGAAGAAAAAAAAAAUGGCGGAGCAAGGGUUUCAAGAACAAAGCACCAUUAGAUCAAGUUAUAGAGCUCGGGAUGCGAGUCCCGACUCAGUUAUAUUCACUCCGGAAUCCAAUUUCAGCCUCUUCUCUUCAGCUUCAGCUAGUGUCGAUCGCUGUUCUUUCGCCUCAGAUGCUCACGACCAUGAUUCUCUAGCUUCCGAACUCUCUUUACAUUUGGCAGGACAUGAAACAGGAGAUCAAAAUGAGAGUUUGAGUGGACCAGAUUCAAAUACAAACAAAGCUAACGCAGUCCUUAAUCACAGUCGUUUCUCCAGAAAAGGAGAGAAAGUGAAAGUUGAAAAAGAUGAAAACGAUACAGUUCAUGUAAAGGACGAAAAUCAACUCAUAGAUUCAGCAAGAAACUCAUUCUCUCUUGCUACUAAAGAUUGUAAGGAUAGGAAGAUUAGAUCUGAAGCUUCACGAAUACCCACUUCAUUAGAUCUAAAUAAUGUCUCAGCUUCGUCUCCACGGUUGGGGACUAUGAAGAAAAGCUCUGUUUCAACACGGAAAUCGGGUGCCUUUCCUAGUCCCGGGACUCCCAAUUAUCAUCAUCACAAUAACUUGAGUGCUGGGAUGCAGAAGGGUUCGAGUUCUGAACGAGUACCAUUGCACAACAAUGGUGUAAAGAGGCAGGGGAAUGUUGCUGGGAUGUUGCCUUGUAACAAUGGAAGGACUUUACCUUCAAAGUGGGAAAAUGCUGAAAGGUGGAUUCUUAGUCCAGGGAAUAGUGGUGUGAAACAAUCUGUCAUGCAUCCUCAAAGAAGACCGAAAUCAAAGAGUGGUCCACUUGGUCCUCCUGGGGCUGCUUACAAUUCUUUGUAUUCGCCUUCGAUGUACAUCCUUGAUGGGGGUAACAUGGGGAAUUUCAUGGCUGGUUCUCCUUUUUCAGCUGGUAUAAUUUCAGCAAAUGGUUUGGUAGCUCAUUCUCGUAGCCAUGGUGGUGGGUUUGCUGUUCGAACUGAGCCUUGCAUGGCCCGUUCUGUUAGUGUGCAUGGAUGCUCUGAGGUCGUAAGUCCACCAUCAUUGCCUUCUCAAGAUGCAGAUGAAAAUCUUGACAUGGUCAAGGAUGCAGCCACUGAUAUUUCUCGUACGGUUUCAAGAAGAGACAUGGCAACCCAAAUGAGCCCACAGGGUAGCACUUGCUCAUCAACCAAAGAAUCGGCUUCUUUCUCUCUCUCCACCCCAUCUCCUCUACCGAUCAUGGAACUGCAAAGCAUCCAUGCCUCUAAAUCAGAAGUGAGAGAUGUACAGAUAGAUGAAAGAGUCACCAUGACUAGGUGGUCAAAGAAGCAUAGAGCUGGAAACACUGCAAAGAGCUCAGAAAUCGUUGAUGAUUGGAGAAAGAAAGCCGCUGACACUCGUACACCAACCUGGGAUGUGACUGAGACAGCAAAGUGCGUUUCUACAUACGAAAGAGAAGAAGCCAAAAUCACUGCAUGGGAGAAUCUGCAGAAGGCAAAAGCUGAGGCAGCAAUAAGGAAACUAGAGAUGAAGCUGGAAAAGAAGAGAUCCUCGUCAAUGGAUAAGAUAAUGAAUAAACUGAGAUCAGCUCAGAGGAGAGCCCAAGAAAUGAGAAGUUCGAUGUUAUCCAAUCAGUCCCAUCAAGUUACAAGGACCUCCCGUAAGGCUAUACCGUUCCAUGGAACCUCAUUGACUGAUUGCUUCACCUGCCUUACUUUCUAAUGUCUCGGUUAGCUAUCUUUACCCGUUCAAUCGGGCCUGAAAUGCAAGUUUGAACAACAAAAGACCAACCUGGAGAUAAUAUAUGAAUAAUAUUGUACAGGAAGCAACUAUUAUACUUGAAGCUAAAUUGGUUCACUGCAGUUUGUGCAUGUCCUGGGACUUCAAGAUUUACUGCAAGUAUGUCUAAUAAAAACCCUUGAAUGCAUGCAUGCAUGUAUGUAUGCAUGUAUAUAUAUGAUGUAUAUGUAUGCAUGUAAUCAACCUUUUAAGUUUCUUUCCUUACUAUGGCAGCUUGCCUUGGAAAUGAAAAUAGCAUCUUUUUUCUUUAUAUAAAA